AAGGCUGCUCCACACAGACACACAGAGAUGGCUUCUGUUCUCCAGCCCCGAGAAUGUAAAGUGACGAAAAAGCCCCAAAAGACCUACGGAUUCUACCUGCGUAUCGAGAAAAACACAGCAGGGCAUCUCAUCCGGAAUGUGGAAAAGAACAGUCCAGCUGAAAAGGCUGGCUUGAAGGAUGGAGACAGAGUCCUCAGGGUUAAUGGUGUGUUUGUAGACAAGGAGGAACAUGCACAGGUGGUGGAGAUUGUCAAAAACAGCGGGAAUUCUGUUGUACUUCUUGUUCUGGAUGACGCAUCCUAUCAAAAGGCAGAAAAGGAGGGAGUGAACUUGGAAGAGCUGGGUCAAAAGGUGUCAACAGGACAGCAGCAGGAGCAGCAGUCCCCACUGCCCAUGGCCAAUGGAGCGAUCACUGCAGUUCCACAACCCUGGCUCUGCUACCUAGUGAAGGAGGAGAAUGGCUAUGGCUUCUCUCUGAAAACCACAGAAGGACAGAAGGGGUUGUUCAUAGUAGAGCUUUCAACACAAGGAGCAGCUGCAAAGGCUGGUGUCCAAAAUAACGAUCGCCUGAUUGAAAUCAAUGGAGAAAAUGUGGAAAAUGACACACAUGAGGAAGUGGUGGAAAAGGUAAAGAAGUCUGAAAAUCAUGUUAUGUUUCUACUUUCAAAUGAAGAAACAGACCACUAUUACACAAGCCAGAAGAUGGUACUGAGCAAAGAGAGUGCCAGCCUAAGAUUGCUUCCCCUCAAACCACGACUUAUUGAGAUCCACAAAGGAAAAAAUGGUUACGGCUUUUAUCUACGGAUAGAACAAAGUACUGGUGAUCAUGUAAUCAAGGAGGUUGAUUCUGGGAGCCCAGCAGCCAAGGCGGGUCUCAAAGACAAUGAUAUCUUAGUAGCUGUCAAUGGUGAGCAAGUGGAUGGUCUGGAUCAUGAAAGCGCAGUGGGAAAAAUUAAGCAGGCUGAAGCAAAAACCACACUGUUGGUAGUGGAUAAGGAGACUGACACCAUGUAUAAACUGGGUCAAAUUUCCCCCUUUUCAUACUACUACAAAGCACAAGACCCAACUCCAGCUAAAAUGGAGCAAAGAGUGGAGUUGCACACUGAGCAGAGAGUGAACCACAAGCCAAGAAUCUGCAAGAUGGUGAAAGGCCCUAGUGGAUUUGGCUUCAGUUUAAACAUGAUCAAGGACAAGCCUGGACUGUUCAUCAGUGAGGUACAAAAUCACGGACCAGCUGACACAGCAGGUGUAGAAAAUAACGACUUUUUGGUGGAAGUGAACGGAGUGAACGUGAUGAACGAAUACUACGACAAAGUGGUGGCAAGAAUCCAAGAUAGUGGUGACAGACUAACACUACUGGUGUGCAGCAAAGAUGCUUACAACUACUUCCAGGGCCAGAACAUUCCUAUCACAGCCUCUAUGGCAGAUCCAGUCCAUGACACUUCUGAACCUCCUGCUUGUACAGAAAACCAUCCAUCAGAGCGAGACAGGAACUCACCUGAACCAAGGGAAAGGGUAAGUAAUACUGCAUUAAGUAGAUGUUGCGGGAUCAUCUAGGGGAUAGCAAAAGAACUUCUUUCAGUGGAUUUUUACAAGUCAGUCUAUGUUAUUAAAAGGGAAGCUGUGGUCUGA
Nipponia nippon (crested ibis) is the source of this 1632-nucleotide messenger RNA. RefSeq names its product PDZ domain containing 1 (gene PDZK1). Gene Ontology annotation, cellular component: apical plasma membrane. Gene Ontology annotation, molecular function: protein-membrane adaptor activity; signaling receptor binding. The record is from RefSeq and is a predicted model, not a curated record. Gene Ontology annotation, biological process: protein localization to plasma membrane. NCBI's taxonomy places the organism in Eukaryota, Metazoa, Chordata, Aves, Pelecaniformes, Threskiornithidae.